Molecule: messenger RNA, 4685 nt
Organism: Pristis pectinata (smalltooth sawfish)
Lineage: Eukaryota; Metazoa; Chordata; Chondrichthyes; Rhinopristiformes; Pristidae
Gene: plekha5
Product: pleckstrin homology domain containing, family A member 5
Exons: 28
Coding region: 143-3733 (1196 amino acids)
Cellular component (GO): cytosol
Molecular function (GO): phosphatidylinositol-5-phosphate binding; phosphatidylinositol-4-phosphate binding; protein binding
Source: RefSeq, a predicted model, not a curated record
CCGGCCGGGCGACGCUCGCGCGCAACGGUCGUUACCUGUCCGGGGGCGCGCGCCGUCCGCCGGAGCGCGCACACCACGCGCGGGCGCGGCGGGGAGGAGUCACGGGCGUCGGGAGCGCGCAGGGACCUCCCCGGCUCCAGAUAUGGCGGACUGCAAGUCCGAGUGGCUCCGGCUGCCCGAGUCCUGGUCCCACGGUGUUACCCGGGACGGGCGCGUCUUCUUCAUCGAUGAGGAAGCCCAGCGAACAACCUGGCUGCAUCCAGCGACGGGCGAGGCCGUCAUCAGCGGCCACCGCAAGACGGCAGAUCUACCAACCGGCUGGGAAGAAGGAUACACCUUCGAAGGGGCGAGAUAUUACAUUAAUCACAAUGAGUGGAAGGUAACUUGCAAACAUCCAGUGACAGGACAUACAUCGCAAGAAAACUGUAUAUUUGUCAUGAACGACGAUCCAUCUACAGUGUCUCUGGAAUUUAAAAGGAAAAGACGACCAGUGAGCAUGGUCAGUGAAGUUUCUACCUACACCAUGGCAUCCGAAAUGGCACUGCUUCCAACUAGUCCUGUUUGCCGAUCAUCAAGACCUUCGAAGAAAAUUCACAACUUUGGGAAAAGGUCGAAUUCAAUUAAGAGGAAUACAAAUGCACCAGUUAUAAAGCACGGCUGGCUUUACAAACAGGACAGUACUGGUAUGAAGCUCUGGAAAAAACGCUGGUUUGUACUUGCUGAUCUCUGCCUGUUCUAUUAUCGAGAUGAAAAGGAAGAAGGCAUUCUAGGAAGCAUUCUUCUUCCUAGUUUUAAAAUAACUCCAGUUAUGCCUGAAGAUCAUAUAAACCGAAAAUAUGCAUUUAAGGCUGCUCAUCCAAAUAUGCGAACCUAUUAUUUCUACACGGAAACUGCGAAGGAGAUGGAGUCCUGGAUGAAGGCCAUGAUUGAAGCUGCGCUUGUCCAGACAGAGCCAGUGAAGAGGACGGAAAAAGUUGCAACCGAAAUUGUACCACGACAAGAGGUUAACCAUGUUGCAAACCACAAAAUAUUAGUGAAGCCUGACCUUCAGAACAACCAGCAAAAUAUAGACUUCACGUUAGGUCUUAAAUCAACGGACAAUACAAACAUCACUCAUACUGACAAAUAUGGUUUUGAGACAGAUGGACAGGACCAGCACAAGCCCUUAACUAAGAUCAAUAGCGCAAAACUGCAUCCUGCAAAAUCAGAAACCGGAAGUGUUGUAUCAAGUACCACGACUGUUCAAUCUCAACAAUAUAAGUCUUUGCAAGCAAAUUGUUCCAAUGAGCACAGUCCAAUUGGGCCCAUCUUUGACCCUGUAGGAAAUGUGACCUCUGGAAGAGAGAGGCUGGUUAGUCAAAAUGACACUGGAAGGGGAAUCCAAAGGACUAAUUCAAUGGUGCAAUUGGAACAGUGGGUGAGAACGCAGAAAGGAAAGGGCCAAGAGGAAGAACCCAGGAGCAUCACCUGUUAUCAGACACUACCAAGAAACUUGCCAAGUUAUCGGGCUCAGGCCAUGCCAUGUUACAGAACAUUGCCUCGCCAUAGCACCACAAGAACUGACGGCAUCUGUACGGUGUUGCCUUCUGCAUAUGACAGGGUGAUUCGACCACCUUCAUCACAAGAAAAACGGAAGUCGAUGCGGGAUGAUACCAUGUGGCAACUAUAUGAAUGGCAACAGCGGCAAGUUUAUCAUAAGCAUGGAACACUAAGCAGACAUAGUACUCCUCUCACUAUGGUAAAUCUUGUUGAACAAUCACGCUCCAUUCCUCCAUCACCUUCCCAUGGUUCACUGGCUCCUUAUCAGGUAUACUCUCCCCUAAGAUCCUACAACAUGGAAUCAAGAUUGGAACUUUCACCGCCUGUUUUAAGAGGAGACAUGACAAUUGAUUCCAUUAAGUCUCGGCGUCAUAGAACACCUGUUAACAGGAUUGUUUGUCCGCCUGAAAGAAAGUCAAUGCCAGCUAGUUUACCUGUACAGACCUUCACACCAGAGAACCUACAGGGCAAAACGCUGGCUCAGCAUGAUGAAUACAGAGAAACCGUAUACAGCCACAGAAGCGAAGAUCUAGAUGUAGAUGCAAAACUGAGCCAGCUGUGUGAACAGGAUAAGGUUGUUCAUGAGCAGGAGGAGAAACUGCAGCAGCUACACAAGGAAAAACAUACACUGGAACAGGCAUUGCUAGCAGCCAGUCAAGAGAUUGAAAUGAAUGCAGACAACCCUAGUGUGGUGCAAAGUGUGGCCUUGCAGAGAGAUGUCUUACAAAAUGGAUUGCUCAGCACUUGUCGGGAAGUAUCAAGAGCCACUGCAGAACUCGAAAGAAUGUGGAGAGAAUAUGACAAAUUAGAAUAUGAUGUAACUCUUGCAAGAAGCCACUUACAUGAGCAACUGGACAGAUGUGAAGGAGUUCAGGCGGAUUUAGCUGCCCACCAACGCUCUCAGAUCCAAAAGGAACUCUGGAGAAUUGAGGAUGUUAUGGAAGGACUCAACAAGAACAAACAGCAAAGAAACAUUGCCAUUGCUGUGUCGCAAUCUGGGCCUGCUUCUGCCUUAAGGCAUAGACAGGAGGAAGAUGAAACAGCCCCUCCUCGUCCUCCUCUCCCCCAAUUAUUUGACUUGACAGAGAAGGGUCCCUCAAUUCCUCCUCUUCCCAGUGAGAGAAAUCUUUACCCUUGUUCUACCAGAAACCUGGUGCAUCAACUAGACAAAACGAAGAUCCACCCUGAACUGGAAGAUCCAAGGAAUGGUGCAGAUUCAGGUCCUGAUUAUCGACAAUACAAGAGUGAACCAGAAUUGACAACUGUCACAGAGGUUGAUGAAUCAAAUGUUGAUGAGAAGUCAGAAGUGGCACCUGACAAAGAAAGUGUCAUGUCUAAAGGCUUGUCUUUUCCAGUUGGGAUAGUUCCACCUAGAAGCAAAUCUCCAAUGCCUGAAUCUUCCACGAUUGCAUCAUAUGUCACAUUAAGAAAACAUAAAAAGAUGGAUGGAGCUGUGCCUCAAGUGGAACGGCCCAGGAGUGCAGUCGAGCAGCUCUUCCUGGCAGAGGGUCCACGGCCAAGAAUGAGUGUUGAAGAGCAGCUCGAGAGGAUAAAACGCCAUCAGCAGGCUUCUCUAAAAGAUAAAAGGAAGGGAUUGAGUUUGAUAACUCUGCAAGAUCAAUCACCAGCAAAGAAUCUGUCGAGAGAAAACAGCCAGACAAAGCCUCUUCAUCCCAUGGACAAGUACUCACUCUACAGAAAUAGAACAGCUGAAAGCAAUAUCAAGGAGUUGGAAGCUGCUGUUCGAAAUGAUAAUUGUGAUCAACAUCGAGAAACUGCAGCCGAAGAAAUUGCCCGUUUAAAGGAAGGGAACGUUGAGUCAAACCAGCAGCAGUCAGAAAGCAGGAAAGAUUUUCCAAGCCAAGUGCUCAAGAUUGAAAGGUGCAAUGAAGCUGAAUCUGAAAUGCUGAGUCCUGACAAAAUCAUGAAUAAAUCAAAGAACAUUGAUGGAAUAGAAAUCAGAAGCAGUGUGCAAACUGUGGCCCCAGUUGUUAACCGCAAAACCAAUACUGAUGAGGAAAAUGCAGAGGAAGGAGUAAGGUUGAUUAAUAUCUCCAAUGAAGUAGCAACUGAUGUACCAAGAAGCAGCAAGCUUGUGAGAGAAAAUAAUUUGUCUUUUCCACCUCAGUCCCCAAAAUCUCCAUCUCCAUCACACCCACAGCUCACUGAAGGAUCUCAUUUCAUGUGUGUAUGAGGUUUAGAAAAAACUCAGGCCAUCGACACAGGAAAAUUAUAACCCAUACAACACAAGUUUGAAGGACUUUGACUACAUUCAGAAGCGCUAUGGGACUGUGGUCAAAAGUCAGCACCUGUAUGUGGAAAUCAAGUGCACCAGAGCACAAGAAUUCAAGGAAGUGUAGGCAGCGACACUUGACUCACUAUUAAACACUCCUUAUAGGAAAUACCAUUUUGUUGGAUAUAAUACCGAUAUUUUGCUUACUUCAGGAGCAUGUAUUGGUUCACGGCAGUUUUGUAACUUACUCUUUUUAAAUUGACCAUAUGUAGAGAUCAUGGUACAUUAGCAUAAAUGGUGAUUAGGAUCUUAAUUUGGUUCAUAUGUUAGAAUUUUGUUUGCAUUUUAAAUUGUGUAGUAUGUUUAAUUUAAUGCCUGACCUUAAGUUUACUUGUAACUGUUGCCAUAUCUUUUAUAAAAUCACUAAAGUUUAAGAUAUAAAAUAGGAAGUGGAUUCAUAUUUGUUUUGUUACUACUUUCAAUGAUUGCAGUGCCAUUGUACUGGUGCAGAAUAAUGCUGUUAUUUGGUAAUGCCAUCUGCUGUAACUAUUUAUACUUAAUGUUGUAAUGAAUGCAGUUACUGCCAAACUGCUCUCAGCAUAAUGAAAACUGUUCCACUGUUUUUUUUCCAGUUUCCCUAUGUUCUUUAUCUUUCGUGAACUUUUCAUACAAGCUUUGUGGAGGAUUUGCUGCAACUCCACUAUGCCAGUAUAGCUCAAAUGCAAAGCAAUAUGUAGAGGGCUUAAUAUUCAGUACCCCAUUGUAUGUAAAAAUUGUAAUUAUGUUCAUUGUGUACAUAGCGUACAAUGAGCAGAGUCUAUAAUUAUAAAAUGCUAAUUACAAGUGUUAAUAUGCCUUGUCCAUAUCACAUCCUGUUUUAUAUCAUGUUAUAAUAAAUGGUAAUGCUAUUUUG